UAUAGAGUGCAACAGGUAAAGGGAGGCGCACUCGCAUAAGGCUCGGCUCGGCUCGGCUCACUCGACUUCCAUCGUUAACAUAGCGAAAUGGUCUUUUCUUUAAACAGGCGUGUCAGGAAGUUGAGAGCUCAAACGUAAACAAGAACGUCGUUUGAGCCGACAUUCGGUCAGUUGUUACCGUCUUUUAAGUGCAAAGCUAAGGAGAGCGUACUCAUUACCUCGCUACAAUGCCAGGAAAGAAAGUGUGCAUCGUCGGAUCCGGGAACUGGGGCUCGGCGAUUGCUAAAAUUAUUGGCCACAAUGCAAAGGGGUCCAACAGAUUUGACCCCAUAGUGAACAUGUGGGUAUAUGAGGAGAUGAUUAAUGGCAAAAAGCUGACUGAAAUCAUUAAUACAGAGCACGAAAAUGUCAAAUAUCUUCCAGGACACAAGAUUCCAAAAAACGUGGUUGCAGUGCCAGAAAUUGUUGAGGCUGCGAUGGGGGCAGACAUCUUGGUCUUUGUCAUUCCCCACCAAUUUAUUGGAAAGCUGUGUGAUCAGAUGAAGCCUAAUGUCAAGGCAGGCGCCAUUGGGAUCUCCCUCAUUAAAGGUAUUGAUGAAGGCCCGGAAGGUCUGAAGCUCAUCUCUGACAUCAUCCGAGAAAAGAUGGGGAUUGAUGUCAGUGUGCUGAUGGGUGCCAACAUUGCCAAUGAGGUGGCUGAUGAGAAGUUCUGUGAAACCACCAUUGGGGCCAAAAACCACGAGAAUGGCUUGAUCUUCAAAGAGCUGCUGCAGACCCCAAAUUUUAGAAUCACUGUGGUGAAGGAAAGCGAUACAGUCGAACUCUGUGGAGCUCUGAAGAACAUCGUGGCUGUUGGGGCGGGGUUCUGCGAUGGCCUGGGCUUUGGGGACAACACCAAGGCGGCGGUGAUCCGCCUGGGGCUGAUGGAGAUGGUGGCCUUCGCCCGAAUGUUCUGCCGAGGGGACGUGAGCUCCGCCACCUUCCUGGAAAGCUGCGGCGUGGCCGACCUCAUCACCACCUGCUACGGGGGGCGCAACCGGCGUGUGGCCGAGGCCUUUGCCAAGAGCUCCAAGUCUAUUGAAGAGCUGGAAGCCGAGAUGCUGAACGGGCAGAAGUUGCAAGGUCCGCAGACCUCGGCAGAGGUUUUCAAGAUCCUUCAGAAGAGGAAUAUGGUUGAGAAGUUUCCGCUGUUCGUGGCCGUCUACCAGAUCUGCUUCGCAGGCCGAGCCGUGAACGAGUUCAUUACCUGCCUGCAGCAUCAUCCGGAGCACAUGUGAUUGGAUGAAUCCCCGCCCCAGGCCUUCGUAUUAACCAACCAGGGGCUGCGGGCUGUAACCAAGCCUUCCCAAUUUAAACAUACGCACAAAAUCUACUAUAGACAUUGACGUAUUCUGAGAGAAUCUUGUGUAAUUUGUUUGUUUUGUAACAGCGCACUUAAAAGCAGCCUUUAGCUGCUGAGUAAGGGAGAAGUUGACUCAAGCUUCCUUCAGUUUGAGGAUCUUGAUGUGCCUUGUCAGCUAAUAUCUCACGUGUUAAUAAAAUUGACUGUGGUGUACUGUUUUGUGGUUGUACUAUAUCAAUGAAAAUAAUAUGUUCCAGAAUACAAAAAUGUAUUUUGACACUAAGUGUGAAGCUCUUUCGUCAUGACAUGCACAAAAUGUAGAUGCUUGUCCACAAAGAAUAAAGACAUUAAUUCAAGUUGAA
Molecule: messenger RNA, 1704 nt
Organism: Megalops cyprinoides (Indo-Pacific tarpon)
Lineage: Eukaryota; Metazoa; Chordata; Actinopteri; Elopiformes; Megalopidae
Product: glycerol-3-phosphate dehydrogenase 1-like protein
Exons: 8
Coding region: 228-1277 (349 amino acids)
Biological process (GO): carbohydrate metabolic process; glycerol-3-phosphate catabolic process
Cellular component (GO): cytosol; glycerol-3-phosphate dehydrogenase (FAD) complex
Molecular function (GO): NAD binding; protein homodimerization activity; glycerol-3-phosphate dehydrogenase [NAD(P)+] activity
Source: RefSeq, a predicted model, not a curated record